AAAUACGCCCGAGAAACGUUGGAUGCGGCAGGUAAAGUACCUGUACAGCUUUCAUCCUCUACUCUUCGAAGAGGAGAAGAUGGCAGCUGCGACACCUGUGGUGCUGCUGUUUUGGAUUGUAUCUCCCAAAAAUACACAUUUCAUGCUUUUAUUUCACAUUCAUGAGUCUUUCUUGCAUUUUGUGUGUGUUCUCGAAUAUUAGUUUAAAUACAACUGCAAACUAUUUGUACAUCAUCUAAGCAAACGCUGCUUAACAACUGAAAAUGUGUCACCAAAUAAUAGAUUAGCAUGAGAUGACUUUUUGUUAAUCUCAAACAUAAUUUUGUGCCAGAAAUUAAUGUUGAUCGUAAAAAUGCAUUAAAUAAAAAAAGUGCAUUACAUAAAAUACAUUUUAAAAUGUGAAUUGUGCUGCAUUAACAAAUGUGCAGAUAAAUUGUGUGGCAACAAUUUAAUGGCUUUGAGAUGUUUUAGAUCCGUAAGGAAUCACCGGCACGUUUAUAUGAGCCGGUGCCGCGUGUGACUGAAGCGCUGUAAUCUGGGAGCUUUCCGAGCGGCUCCUGAACGCCUCUUGUGUGCAGAUGUUGUUCUGCGGGUGUGACGUUAAAGUCUUAAAAACCGGGAAUGUCGUGAAGGAGCUUCUGGUGAAACUCGUUAAGAACUGAUUGUGAAGCGUCUCCGGCUUCUAUUCUCUCUCCCAACAGUCGGGCCCCAGUGGACCAGAAGAAUAUCACAGCUGUGUCCAGUCUUAUUGUGCACACCGAUGCUAAGCUACUUUUAAGUCUACGUGAAAUUACACUAAAUCUGUGUCAAAAAACGGUGUAGAUCAAAAACUCUAAACGCACAACCGGCAAAGAUGGAGGCGUGCACGGACAAACCAGAGGUGAAGAAGAAGCCAAAGCCGCCCAAACCUCCCCCGAAGCCCACGGAGCCCAAAAGAAACGACCCGGCGAAAUGGAAGAAGCCGACUCCUCUGGUGCCCGAGCGGCCUUCUGACGACGAACUGAUUCAGACACAAUAUCGGAAGAAAAGAGCAGCGAACAAUGAGGCAAAUGGGAACAGGAUGCAAACUCCUGUGGUUCCACCCAGACCCACAGAAAAGGAAUAUAAAGACACAACCAGAUGCAGCCAUCACAAGAGGAGCCAGUCUGAAGUUCCCAGUGAUAAAGUCGACUUCAAACAGAGCGAUCGCUUUGUCCGGACGGGAAUCCUCCAUCAGAGCCAGAAAGAGAAAACGCCUUCGUUCACCAGUUACCUGAUCCACAAGAAAGACGAAAAAACGCACAAUGUCCCGACCAAACCGACUGCUGGCAUCAAUCUGGAAAAGGGAGGCUUCUUCUCCGGCAUCCUCCAAACAACAGACGAGACACCUGCACAGGACGUCCUCGGUGUCCCCGGCGAACUUUCUGCCAGCAACGACAGUCUGUCUGACAACGGCAACAAAAAGGACAAAGGAGGAAUAUUCAGCGGGAUGUUUAAGAAGAAAUCGCCCGACGCUUCUCAAACUGACAAGGACCAGCCGUCUCUCCGCGAUGAUCCAGCCGACGGCGGCGACGGCUCACAGGAGAAAGGAGGAUUCUUCAGCGGGAUCCUGCGAAGGUCUCCCAAGCUUCCCGCGGAGGGAACACCUGAGCAGUCGCUGCAAACGGAGCCGAGCGACAGCAACGAGACUCCGUCUGGGGACGACGGUAAACAGCAGAAAGGAGGCGUUUUCGGUGGAAGGUUCAAGAAAUCUCCCAAACUGUCCGACGGGCUCCGACCGGUCGAGGGGAAUCUGUCGGCCCAGAAGAAUCUCUCGGCCAGCGAUGACAGUCUGUCCGAAGCUGCCAAAGCAAAGGAGAAAGGAGGAGCGUUCAGUGGACUCUUCAAGAAGUCCUCCCGUCCUUCAGACAGUCCCCCAGCAGAGGAAGACUCGCGGGACGAUGAGCUCUCGGGCAGCAGCGACGCACUCGACACCAAGGAAAAAGGAGGAAUAUUUGGUGGAAUGUUCAAGAAAACUCUCAAACCUGCAGAAGCUGCUCAGGCCGAAGAGGAUUGUUCUACUCACGGCGAACUUUCAACCUGCAUCGAGAAUUCACCUGAGAACAAACAGGAGAAAGGUGGAGGUCUGUUCAGUGGACUCCUCAAGAAGACCCCCAAAUCCCCCAGAGAGAGGACAAAGUCACCGGAACGAGAAGCUCAGAACGAGCCGCCGACCAGCGCCGCCGACGUCCCCGAGGACGUCCCCGCUAAGGAGAGAAACAUUUUCAGCAACAUGUUUAAGAAGCCGCAGAGACCGGCCGAGGAACCUGCAGCAGACGAUGAGGGGAACCCAGAGAAGCAUUCAUCCGGCAGCUGUGAGAAUCUGUCAAAGGAGAAAAGAGGCGGCCUGGCCGGAAUCUUCAAAAGGUCCGCCAGCAUCGACAACCUGUUCGACGAGGAGAAAGGAGGUCUGUUCGGCGGGCUCCUCAAGAAGACCCCCAAAGACGCUGCACAGGACCGAGACGACCAAGAAGAUCCGCUGGCGAGUAACGACGACCUGUUUGAAAACGGCAACAAAAAGGAGAAAAGUAUUUUCAGCGGCAUGUUUAAAAAGACUCCCAAGCCGGCAGAGGGGACCACAACAGACGAGGAGUCAAGCGAUGAUCAAACGUUACCGGGCAGUCGAGAGAGUCUAUCCGAGGGACACGCAGCGAAGGGGAAGACCGGAGGACUCGCAGGGAUCUUCAAGAAGUCUCCUAAACCGGCUCAUCGCUCGGCCGCCUCCAACGAUCCGCUCAACGACUCCAAGGACUUGUUUGCCAGCUGCGACAGCCUCGCCGAGGAUAUUCCCUCAGAAAUGUCAACCAGUAAUGACAAUCUCACUGAAGCAACAAACACCCCAAAAGAGAAAAAAGUGGGCUUUGCCAGCAAGUUCAAGAAGACGCCCAAAGCGCAACAACAGGAGGGCGAGAGCACGGAGGCGCCGGGCGCAGACGGACCCAGACGCAGGACGACCAUCAAGAGGAAGAAACGGGUUGUUUCAUUCAGAAUCAAGAAAACUCUUCCCAAAAUACCCAAACUUAGUCCAAGUUCUCAGGGCUCUGAAACGAUGCCUUUGAUUGAGGAGACGUUUGAGCUGCAGGAGCUGAACUCCCCACCGGAGAGCCGAGUGGAGCACCAGCCGGUUGAGAUGGCAGCUUAUCCCACCGAGGGAAACCCUCUGGAGAUCCAACACGAUAUUGACGAUGAUUUGAUGGACUGGUGGAACACAGUCAAAGGUUGGGCCGAGUGGAACGAGACGUCACAUUUCCAGGAGGGAGACGAGCAGAUGGCGAUGGAGCAGGCCGCCGACCGCGUCUACAUGGCGGCCCGCCUGUUCGUGCGUUUCUUCAACCGGCGCGGGGCGUCCUUGCAGCAUCGCAUCCUGGAGCUGCUGGCCCUCGCCGACGCGGCGGAUGAAUUCCACAAGAAGACGGUGAAGGCCGCCGUGGGCGGAGGCGUGGCCAGCGUGGCGGGCAGCGUGGCCACCAUCACCGGGCUCAUUCUGGCGCCGUUCACCUUCGGCGCCUCCAUCAUCGUCACGGCGGUGGGGAUCGGCGUGGCGACGGCGGGCAGCAUCACCUCGGCGACCGCCAACAUCACCGACGCCGUUCACUCCAACAUGGACCGCAAGAAGCUGGAGAAGAUGAUCCAGGACUACCAGGACGAGAUCAAAGACAUCCGCGAGUGUUUGGACUUCGUGCAGGCGGGCAUGGACACGCUGCAGGAGUGGGACUUUGAGAAAUACUCAGAAAGCGCCGCCAAAAAGGCGCUGAACCACAACCUCAAGCACGUGAUGAAGGAGGGCGGCCGUGCCGGCAAAGCCCUGAUGAUCAACACGGAUAAGCUCAUCAGCACCGUGCAGGUGUUGGGCGCUGCGGGCGGCGCCGCCAAAGCCGCCCAGGCCAUCAGCGUCACCACGGGGGUCAUGUCGGCGCUCUUCCUCGCCCUGGACGUCUUCUUCCUCGCCAAAGACUCCCACGAGCUGCGCAAGGGAGCAAAAACUAAGUUUGCCACCAAGAUCAGGGACGUCUGCAAGGAACUUCAGGACGGUCUCCUGGAGCUGAACAAAGUGAAGACGCAGCUGCAGAAGACCAUGGAUGGCAUCGAGGUGGAGGAGUACGAGGAGAUCGAGGAGGUGGAGGAGGUGGUGGACGUUGAUGAUUACGAGUCGGAUCCGAAGAAGCUGGCUGAACUGGAGCAGGAGCUGGACCUCCUGGAGGAGAAACUGGACAAGAAGGUCGACGAGGGGCUAAAGAGUAAAGAGAUGGAGAAGGAAAUGUUGAUGAGUAAGGAGGAAAGAGGAGAGCCAGAGGAAAAGAAGGACAGAGAGGAGAUGGUGGAUGCUAAGAACGAGGGAAAGACAGAAAGCAAGAAGCCCAAAAAUCAAUCUGAGCGCAAGAACCCUGAUGAAGAAAAAGAGCAAAAAAAUCCAGUGUCCAUCAAAGCAGCCAAAGAAGAACAACCUCAGAAAGGAAAGAAGGACAAAGACGCUGAGAACCACGUCACAGCAGGAAAGGAAAAGCAUCAGAGCAAGCGAGACCUGGCAAGAGAAGACCACGGAGCCAAUAAGAAAAAAACGGGCGAUUCAAAACGAGAGGACCGAGGUGGAAAAACAUCGAUCAAGACGGGUGGAGAAAGUAAAAUGAGUCCGAGCGGCGGGGACGAGGAGAGCGAGAUGAAGCCCGAGUGGAGGCCGAGGAACAAAGACGCAGAAGGUUCGAGGCGGAGCAGCGACACGGGCCGACCCCCCAGGACCGAACCGAAGGAAACCGGCAAAAGGAGAGACGGGAAGCAAAGUGACGGGACGCGGAGCUCCAGGGGGACGGAGGAGGCAGGAGGGAAGGACAGGAGCGCCGAGAUGGACAGGAGCAGAGAGGAGAGGAAAGGGGGAGGGGACGCGGAGAGGAGGACGGAGGAGAGACAUGGGAGCAGGAUGGAGAACGCCAGGAGGAGGUUUGAGACUCCGGGGGGUGAGGUGGAGAAGAAGAAGGGUAAGCGAGAAGAGGACAGAGGGACGAGGGGAAGUGACCGAAGAUCUCGACCCACCUCGAAGGCGCUGCUGGAAGACGGUCUCAAUAUUUAGUUUUUAAAGAAGUCAUUGGUGGAUUUUUAAACACGAAUCCGGUUGGGUUUGGAUUAUUUGUGGAUUAUAAGUGUUUUUGGUUUUCCUGCCGAGACAAAGAGGUCAUUGAAUUAGAUUUACGGACUCGCUCGUUUUUAAGAUGUCUUUUAGAUGUAAAUCGCUUCGUGUCAAUAAAGGAGAACUUUACAUUUCUAUGAAUAUAGCAGCAGAACUUAUUCACAUAUUUGUAGGUUUAGACCGAAGCCUUCACAGAAACUAAUGAGAAACGUAGACAAUUGUUUAUAUUCAACAUGCAGUGUGAAAAAGGUCGGACUGAUUCAUGCAAGAAAACUUAUUUAUCAAAGGUUUUGUGGUUUGAGAGAGAAUAGGACAAAGAGAAUAAAUUAGAUUAUGUGACAAAGCUCUUUUUUUUAUUUUUAUAAAGUUUUCUUUUUAUUGAAAAGGAAUAAGCUGCAUUUAUCAACUUAUCUGAGACUCUGCUGUACAGCAGGCGUUUAAGAAUGCAAGAAUUCUCUUUUUUGAUGAUUAAAGUUUUUUUUUUUAUUCUUUUUAUUUUUUUAUUUAAACAGAUUUCCUGCAAAAUCGAUGCAAAAAAUGUCAAAUUGUGGAGGGUGCUACAAUGUGCUUAAUGUCCCAUUCUGAUGUUGUGAUGAAACUUGUGCAUUUAUAUAUUUUUUUCCUGUUACGUUCUAUUCUGGUGUUAAACUACACACUAGAGACCAUAUUUGCUUUACCUUGUUUUUCUCAUUCAGGUGUUCUAUUUCAGGUGAUACAAAAAUAGCAGCUACAUUUUCGUGUUGGUUUUUUCUUUCCUCUAUACCUGUUAAACACUUAUUUCGCUGUGUGCACUUUAAACUUCUGGAAUAUUGGGCCGCGCUUCACUUGUUUGUAUUUAUAACGGGUGGUUGCAGUUGUCUCACAAUUGAUCUGUACCUUACAGAUGUACCUUAUAUUUUUAUUUGGGUUAAUGUAUUAUUAUAUAUGGUGCUGGUUUCUUGUUGAACAAAUACAUUUGUUUCCACAAUGUGA
Molecule: messenger RNA, 6112 nt
Organism: Gasterosteus aculeatus aculeatus (three-spined stickleback)
Lineage: Eukaryota; Metazoa; Chordata; Actinopteri; Perciformes; Gasterosteidae
Gene: apold1a
Product: apolipoprotein L domain containing 1a
Biological process (GO): lipid transport; lipoprotein metabolic process
Cellular component (GO): extracellular region; membrane
Molecular function (GO): lipid binding
Source: RefSeq, a predicted model, not a curated record